Papaver somniferum (opium poppy) is the source of this 1005-nucleotide messenger RNA. RefSeq names its product endochitinase At2g43590-like. Gene Ontology annotation, biological process: chitin catabolic process; carbohydrate metabolic process; cell wall macromolecule catabolic process. The record is from RefSeq and is a predicted model, not a curated record. The coding region runs from base 34 to 849 and encodes 271 amino acids. Gene Ontology annotation, molecular function: chitin binding; chitinase activity. The transcript has 2 exons. NCBI's taxonomy places the organism in Eukaryota, Viridiplantae, Streptophyta, Magnoliopsida, Ranunculales, Papaveraceae.
UCACUUAUCAGCUUUCAGAUUUCAUAUUCAGAAAUGGCAGCCUUAAACAUGCUAAAACUUGUUGCGAUAGUAGGGAUUCUCAGCGCAUUCUUAUCCGAUUCGGUCGUGGGUCAGAAUUGUGGUUGUAAAGCUGGAUUAUGUUGCAGCCAAUGGGGUUAUUGUGGAACUGGAAAACCUUAUUGCGGUGCAGGAUGUCAACAAGGUCCCUGUACUAAAACUCCCCCUGUUAGUACUGGCGGACCAUCCGUUGAUAGUAUUGUUACACCAGCCUUCUUUAACCGAAUCAUUGCUCAGGCUGGUACUGGAUGUGAGGGUAAGACAUUCUAUAAGCGAAGUACGUUUCUUGCUGCUGCAAAAGCGAAUCCUAAAUUUGGUCAUGCUGGUACUCUAACCAAAUCAAAGCGUGAGAUUGCUGCAUUCUUUGCUCAUGUAACUCAUGAAACCGGACAUUUCUGCUACGUAAGAGAAAUUGCUCGAGGAACUUAUUGUCAGAGUAGCACAAAGUACCCGUGUGCUCCCGGAAAGAAAUAUUACGGGCGCGGUCCAAUUCAAAUUACAUGGAACUAUAACUAUGGAGCCUGUGGAAAGGCUAUUGGUGAGAAUCUUUUAAAGAAUCCAGAUCUCGUUGCUGCCAGUUCAACCAUUGCAUUCAAGACUGCCUUUUGGUUUUGGAUGAAUAACGUUCAUUCAGUCAUAACUUCUGGUGGAGGUUUUGGUCGUACUAUCCGAAGAAUCAAUGGUGGUGAAUGUGGUGGUGGAAAUCGGCCAGCAGUUAAUGCCAGAGUCAAGUAUUACAAAGCAUACUGUAAACAGAUCGGUGUUACACCUGGCCCAAAUCUUUAUUGCUAGGAAUAUGGUUAUCAAAUUAUUAUCCCUUAUUGCGUGCUCUAUUAGUGUUUUUAUGAGUGUUUCCUAGUAUGUUUUCUUGUUUAAUUACUCAAUCUAUGUAACAGAUGUAUAACCUUAAUAAUUGCAAGUAAAUAAAGAGCACUAGUUUAUGAUAAA